AUCAUCUGAAGAGACCUGGAGCACCUGAAGCCCGGGCGUUUGUGCCGGCUGACGCGAGGGCUCUCCACGAUGAGCGCACUUCUCCUCAGCGCCCGCUCCAGCCACACAUUCAGCGUUCACAGCCAAAUAGGCUCUGGUCAGCGGAGGAGACGGGAUGUGAAAGUUAUGGGACCUGGAUACUGUCAUUGUCUGCUGUUGCUGUGCUGAAGCUGAAGCCGAAUAUGCCCCUGCGUGCAACAGGAACAGCCUGGAUGCUGACUGCUGCUCACCUAGCACUUUGCCCGGACAAGUGGUUCAUCAUUACAGUGUUUUCGAAGACGACAGGCUUGAAUUUUGGGCGCGAGAUACAGCUUUUGCUGCAGAGAACUUGUAAAGUCCUGUUAGAUUAUCCACAUCCAUCAGGCCAUCCUAUCUGCAACGCAUUUCUAACAGCGCUUCGGACCAGCUGUGCAAUAACAAUCCGUUUAACAUCAGUAACAUUUUCAAGAUAGACCGCCUGAUUUCAGCUCAAUAGGUUUUGUCUGCAUAUAUUAUGCUUCUCUCUCAGUGCUUCUGCAUGCAUCUUGUCAUUUUAUUUUCCUUGAUGCGUUGCCAACGUAAUGGCUCAUUUGCAAGAGGCUUCAUCUUUCAAAUUAUGUUUUGACAAGACAGACUUAAUAUGAUCAUUACUCUAAUGGCUUUUAUGAGAAUGCCCCGAUGUCCUUUUUUUCCCCUUUGGUGAACUUAAAUAGGUGUGCGUGUUUCAUUCCACCUUUGCAGGACAGGACAGUGUUCAGUAUCAGCUAAGGUUUUGGAACUGAUGGUUCCCGUCCUGGACAAUAUGACCCCAGCUCCUCCGACACAGAACUGCUCAAACUGCAGCCAGGUUUUAGUCCCAGAGCUCAACGUGGUCAAAGCUAUAGUUUUGGGUCUGGUGCUUGGUGUCUUUAUCAUGUUUGGAAUAGUGGGAAACAUCCUGGUAAUUCUGUCAGUGGUCUGCCAUCGACACCUGCGAACUGUCACACAUUAUUUCAUAGUUAAUCUGGCGGUGGCAGAUUUGCUGCUGAGCUCCACCGUGCUACCUUUCUCUGCCAUUUUUGAGAUACUGGAUCGUUGGGUGUUUGGACGGGUCUUUUGUAAUAUUUGGGCAGCUGUGGAUGUGCUCUGCUGCACGGCCUCCAUCAUGAGCCUGUGUGUGAUUUCCGUGGAUCGCUACAUUGGAGUCAGUUAUCCCCUGCGUUACCCCGCUAUCAUGACAAAACGUAGGGCCCUGUUGGCUGUGAUGCUGCUGUGGGUGCUCUCUAUCAUCAUAUCUAUUGGACCUUUGUUCGGUUGGAAAGAGCCGGCACCGGAGGACGACACAAUCUGCAAGAUCACAGAGGAGCCGGGCUAUGCAAUCUUCUCUGCUGUGGGCUCCUUCUAUCUCCCCCUGGCCAUCAUACUGGCCAUGUACUGUCGGGUUUAUGUGGUAGCUCACAGGGAGAGCCUGGGCCUGAAAGAGGGCCACAAGACAGAGAAGUCAAAGUCAGAGCAAGUGACACUCAGGAUACACAGAGGCAACACAACUGUGUCGGAAGAUGAGGCUCUGCGCAACCGCACGCAUUUCGCACUGCGACUGCUCAAGUUCUCACGUGAGAAGAAGGCCGCCAAGACUCUGGGCAUUGUGGUUGGCUGUUUUGUGUUGUGCUGGCUGCCAUUUUUUCUGGUGCUACCCAUUGGUUCCAUUUUUCCUGCAUACAGACCUUCAGACACUGUCUUCAAAAUCACCUUCUGGCUCGGUUACUUCAACAGCUGCAUCAACCCCAUCAUCUACCCAUGCUCCAACCAGGAGUUCAAGAAAGCUUUCCAGAGUUUACUGGGAGUUCACUGUCUGAGAACAACUCCCAGACCCCACCACCACCAUCUGAGUGCAGGUCAGGGUCAAACACAAGGCCACGGCCAGCCCCUCACUCUGGGCCUCGACAGCAGGGGGGCCCCCUCUCGACUCAGCCCCUCCUCCUCCAUGGCCCUGUCCAGAACUCCUUCCUCCAGGGACAGCAGGGAGUGGAAGGUCUUUUCUGGGGGCCCCACGGGCGAGUCUGGACCAGCAGAAACAAGUACAGCUAAAAUGGCUAAACUGUGCAAUAAAAGCUUCCAGCAGACCUGCUGCUGCAUUCUCAGCGAAGGGACUCCCCCACAUGAGUCAAACUGCGCUCAGCCACCUCCUGUCGGAAACCUUCCCACCAUUAAAAUCCAUCAACUGUCCCUGUCGGAAAAAGGAGAGCCUGUAUAACCACUGUAAUCCUUCGUCCAGUAGAUAGAACUCCUCUUUCAAGGUCACAAAUGAGGGUAUAUUUUCUUUUCGCAAAGAAAGAAUUAAAAGAAUGGCAGCUUUAAAAUGUAAAUUUGAAACAUCUCUGCUUUGGUGUCACUCUGGGUACAAGAAAACCUCACCCCUCUCUAUUUUACCUCUAUUAGAAGACAGUGUCCGUAAAAAAUGUGGAAAUGACAUCCUGAACCCCUCCUCUAACAUGGACCAAACGAUUCCAAGAUGUUUACAUGUUUUAUAACAGAAGAGCAGUUGUAUGUGUACAAGUGUAAAUGGGAACAUUUAAUAUAUAGCAUGAUUUUACCAACCAUUUCAAAAAUGCUGGUGAGUGGUGCACUUGUUGUCUCCAAAAUUUGCCUAAUUCUGUUCCUAUUGUGGAAACGCUUACUCCUCUGUACACGGUACAAAAAAAAAGAAAAGAAAAAAAAAGGAACAUUGCGUACCACUGUGUCACAUACAAUAAAUUUGUAUGACAUAUUCCUAACAAGGGAUUCAUUGAGACGUUUUGGGAUUUUUGUUAUUAUUUAUUUGUUAUGUUUCCUUUUUUGGGUUGAUUCAUUAAAUAUAUAACCCAUCAAAA
This is a messenger RNA of Mugil cephalus (flathead mullet), 2867 nucleotides long. RefSeq names its product adrenoceptor alpha 1Aa (gene adra1aa). Lineage: Eukaryota; Metazoa; Chordata; Actinopteri; Mugiliformes; Mugilidae. The record is from RefSeq and is a predicted model, not a curated record. Gene Ontology annotation, biological process: phospholipase C-activating G protein-coupled receptor signaling pathway; adenylate cyclase-activating adrenergic receptor signaling pathway; positive regulation of cytosolic calcium ion concentration. Gene Ontology annotation, molecular function: alpha1-adrenergic receptor activity. Gene Ontology annotation, cellular component: membrane. Bases 800 to 2251 code for a protein of 483 amino acids. The transcript has 3 exons.